CUACUUGAAAUAAAAAAUUAAUAUUUUCUUGGACUGAAAUCAAUUUCUUUUUAGAAUGGAUAAAAAUUUGUUGAAUGUAACUGGUGGUCAGCCUGGAUCUAGUAAAGAAUCAAACAUUAUCAAAUUAGAAAAAGGACGAUUAAAGGUGCCUUUAAAGCCUGGAAGAGGACUUUUGGAUUGGAUAAGGCUUUCCAAUGCGGGUCGUAUGACAUCACAUCCACUAAUUGCGUCUGUGGAUCACAUUGAACUUUCGAAGCACUGUUCAGAGCAUGAUUGCUGGAUUCUUCUGUUCGACACGGUCUACGAUGUGACUAGAUAUUUGGAAUUUCAUCCUGGAGGAAUUCCCCAGUUAAUGAGAGCCGCUGGUUCAGAUGCAACAGAAUUAUUUAAUGAGCUUCACAGAUGGGUUAACUACAAAUCUAUGUUGAAAAAUUGUGUAAUUGGACCUUUUGUUGGACAAAGAGAAAAAUGUAAGAUUCAACUAAUUGAGUAUAUAUUAAAAAUUUUUUUAGUAAAACCACCUAGAGCUCUAGCUGCUGACAAUGAACAAAUUGAAUCAACAAAUAAUUUAAAUUAA
Messenger RNA from Meloidogyne enterolobii, 577 nucleotides. The record is from the annotation of a GenBank genome assembly. NCBI's taxonomy places the organism in Eukaryota, Metazoa, Nematoda, Chromadorea, Rhabditida, Meloidogynidae.